AUGACCUCAGUUUACAGUUUACGCGAUAUUUUCGAUUUUCCUGAGUCUGAUGACAAUGUUAAUAAGUCAUUGAAAACUAAAACUAAUAGUAAUAAUAAUAGUAAUAGUAGAAGAAGAAAAUCCAAUAAACUUUCCUCAAAAAAUAAAUCACCUACAAAACAACAACAAUUUAACAAACCCUUUUUAUCUAAAGCUCCUAAAACAACUACAACUAUGUCAACAACAAAAUGCGUUUCUUCCCCCUUAUCCAUUUUUCCUUAUUAUCAAGAAGAAAAAAUUGAUACCGUUAAUGUAGUAAGCACCACCACCACAUCACAAAGUUUAUCGCCAUCAUCACCUGGUUCUCAUAAUAAUUCAAUCUUGGAUUUAAAUUUAAAAUGCGAUCUUGAUUUAUCGUUACCACCAUCAUCAUCACUUGGGUUGUCCUCAACGAAAGCUAUGAUUAUCACCAGUAGCAAUGUUGUAAUUAGUGGAUUAAAAACUUAUGGCCAAGGACGUACUAUAUUAGAAGCAAAAACUUCACAUGUUCUUCGUGAAGUGGGCGAAAAUUCUAGAUUCACGGAUGAAAUGAAUUAUAUUCUUGAUGGUUUACGAUCAAGCCAACCAUUGAAUGUGCGCAGAACUAGUGGUAUGGAAUUAGCACAAAAAUUAUUAAAUAAGGAGUUUCUUCUUAAAAUCCGUGCUCACAAUUACAUCCCAAAAAUCUAUUCAAAUCUAAUUGCGCACAAAGAUACUGAUAAACAUAACUCGGAGUCUUUGUUACUUGAACAUGGUUUAUUAGAAAUGAUUAUAAACUCAAUUGACGUUUCGUAUGACCCUUUUAUUGAUAAUAAUAAUCGUUCGUUAGAAAAAUAUGAAAAGAAGCUGGUCAAUGAUCUAAGAGAUAUUAUCUUUCAAUCAAAUAUUUUCACAGAUAAAUCACAGAUCUCACUUAAAGCAAUAGCACUUCGAACUCUAUCAUCAAUCACUUCAUCUAGAACACGUAAUGAAUCACUAAUAAAAAGGAAAUUAAGGGCUUCUGGAGGAUUAUCGUUGGUUAUAAAUGCUUUGAAAUUAGAGUUUGAAUUAGUUAGUGUCUUAUUGAUCAAUAUCAAAAAGAAUAAGCCUUCUACAUCAAAGAUUAAAUUGAAUUUUAGGCAAAUAAUUCAUUGUUUGAAAAUCCUAGAGAAUGCAACUUUAUUUUGUACCGAAAACCAAAUGCAUAUUGUUGAAGAAAAUAAAGAAUUUUUGAAGAUGCUUUUAGAAUUUUUGUUGUAUUGUCAUGUAGAAGCUUUUAAUAUAAAUUCACAAGUAUUAUCAUCAGCCAUGGAAUGUUUACUUGGUAGUCUUCGAGUAUUAAUUAAUCUUACAAAUGAUAAUCAAUCAUGUUGUCAAUAUAUUGGAGGAUUUGAUGGAAUUUCAAUUUUGAUGAGAUUAGCCAUUAUAAAUAGCGAGAAAUUAGUUGAUAAUUUUGAUGUAUUGUUACUCAGUAUUGGCUUGCUUAUUAAUUUGGUUGAAAUGGAUCCUAACAAUCAAAAUGUAUUCAGUAAAGUUGAACAAAAUCCACAAUGUUCCGGAUCUUAUAAAUGUCUUCGUACUUGUAAAUGUUUCGCCAGAGAAUCAGCAUUAACAUACUGA
Messenger RNA from Entrophospora candida, 1617 nucleotides. NCBI's taxonomy places the organism in Eukaryota, Fungi, Glomeromycota, Glomeromycetes, Entrophosporales, Entrophosporaceae. The record is from the annotation of a GenBank genome assembly.